Topomyia yanbarensis is the source of this 24854-nucleotide messenger RNA. It is a transcript of the gene Plc21C, whose product is annotated as 1-phosphatidylinositol 4,5-bisphosphate phosphodiesterase classes I and II. NCBI's taxonomy places the organism in Eukaryota, Metazoa, Arthropoda, Insecta, Diptera, Culicidae. The record is from RefSeq and is a predicted model, not a curated record. The transcript has 19 exons. Gene Ontology annotation, biological process: phosphatidylinositol-mediated signaling; lipid metabolic process. Bases 1766 to 5938 code for a protein of 1390 amino acids. Gene Ontology annotation, molecular function: phosphatidylinositol-4,5-bisphosphate phospholipase C activity; calcium ion binding.
CAAUCCAACCACACAGUCCGAGCAGGAGAGUUGUGGAUUUCGGAGUGAUCACGUCUAUCAAUUAGUCAAAGUACCGUAUCGCGUUCGGUGGUGGAUUUGCUUGCAUCUGUGCUCCGCUGUGAUGUGUGUUGUGUGGCCUAGAGGUGUGCUGUCAAAGAAAGGGCCAAACUUUUCGCACGGUGGAUGCUGGAAACUUCUUGCAACAGUGGAUCAUCGAACCACCCAUCACUGGGGAAUCUCGGAGCUAGCUGGAGUGUGAGCCAGUCGCCAGCCAGCUCGGAAGAGCCCUUUGCUCGGUGUGUCUACACCUGGGGACUUUUUUCCUUCUCGAUAUUUAUCUAGGCCACACCAAUAUUUCGCUCUCGCGGGUAGUGUCGGCUGCUCCGUAGAAUCGGUCGGUCAUUCGUGCAGUCAGAAUAAGCCCCCCAAAAAUCCAGUGAGACAGAGGCUCGUAUCGUUCGGUGAAUAGGAUAAGAAGGCUGCAGUUGUUCAGUGGAUUGUGAUUGAUUGGUGUGACAGAAGAAUGGUGUUCUAUCGUUAUGUUAUAUUGUUUCCUGAUGUGUUAUUUGAGUUCCGGAAGAUGCUGAUUUAGAUUUUUUUCCUGGCAAUUAAAAUCCCGGCAAUUUGAAACAAGUGUCCAGAACGUCUCCUAAUGAAAAGAUGAACGGUCAUUAUGACAUAAGCGAUGUUGUGAUAACUUUGUCGGUCGUAUAACACACUGAAAUAUUUGUGUCAAUCGUUUUGGGAGUUAUAAAAAUGUCUUUUGCGAAAAAUAUUUUAAAGUUCAUGUUGAUUGGGUUCUACCUUUCGGCCCCUUAAAUAAGGGAAAGGAAGUAGAAUAGAACUUUUUGAUUCGCUGAUCGAUGACAUUGAGCAGCAAUCCGGUGGAAUGAUGUCCACUGCUUUCCACAGUGUAUCCAAAUAAACUCGACCCCACCGUCAUUGCGAGACCAUUUGUAAACAGGACCCAGCUUUUAAAAUGUGAAUCUCUCACAAAGUGUCUAAUCUUGAACAUAGCGGAUGUUCUACAAUUGUUAUGUGUAUUUAAAUGAAGUGUUUUGCAGUCAUGUAGAUAUCAGUCAGUUUUAGUGCAACAUUCGUAGAUUAUGUAUUCAGAUGCAUGCAGUUUGGAAUGACUUGACCUACGAGUAAACAUACACACAGCGAUAUACGCAAAGGAAAGAGAGAGGGAGAAGAACUCCAUCAAAGCAGCUUACUCCCGUGAAAGGAAGCGAACAUUUUAUUACCGAAAGGCACGAACGUUUAUAAACAUCGUACUGGUCAUCUUAGAGGAAGGAAAUUUACGUGUGUGUUUCAAUUAAAACUGACACUCAAAGUAUUUUAUUGUGCUACAUCGUCUAGUCCGGCUAUUUACGAUGGCGUUCUUGGAGGCGUAGAAACUGGCCACAAAGAAUGACCUUCACUCGCUCAGCUUCAGAACCGCCGAAGUUCGAAACGUACAUAAUGGAAAUGCGACUGGUUGUUGAAUGGAAACAAUUAUUGAAAAUCGAGAUUACGGGUUCAAAGCACAUCACGGUGGCCGGUUUGGAAUUUGCUGUGGUUGAUUCCCGAUCGAGAUCAGGUGCUCAUUGUUUGUAAUUAGUGGGUCAAUUGCGGUGGGAGAAAUAUUGGUAGAUUGCAGCUUGGGCGCAUUGAAAAUCGGCCACUCUAGCGGGAGUAAUGGAAAGGAGAUGUGGUGUGUAAUUGAGUGAGUGUGUUGUUGAUAUACAUAAAUAUAAAAGUAUCGAGUAAUCGAAGAGUAGACAUGGCUUCCUCAUCGGUGACGCUGAGCGCGGAAGGAAGCGGCAAACAGCAGCAAUCACCGCGAAGUACUAGUACUAUGGCAGCGGUAAAUCCAACGGCCGUGAAACUGGGAACAAUGGAGGUUCCGAAAGCGCUACAGGAAGGCGAAAAAUUUCUCAAAUGGGAUGAGGACUCCUGCAACGGAACCCCGGUGACAGUUCGCGUAGAUGCAAAGGGUUUCUACCUAUACUGGGUUGAUCAGAACCAUGAGAUGGAUCUGCUUGACAUCGCAACGAUCCGGGAUGUUCGAACGGGUCAAUAUGCCAAAAAACCCCGGGACAUAAAACUGCGACAAAUCGUCACGAUGGGUUCGCAGGAUACUCUGGAGGAGAAAACAGUCACCGUGUGCUACGGAGCGGACUUUGUCAAUGUCAGCUUUAUGAACUUUUGCUGCACCCGGAAGGAGAUUGCGAAGUUAUGGUGCGACGAGUUGAUUCGGAUGGCUUACAAUCUGACGCAGCUGAACGGGCCCGCGAUAAUGUUCCUUCAGAAGGCGUACACCAAACUUUGCCUGCAGGUUGACAAGAGCGGGAAAGUUCCAGUGAAAAACAUCAUCAAAACGUUCGCCACCAACAAGGACGAUCGGCGGCGCGUAGAGAAGGCCCUCGACGUUUCCGGAUUGCCAUCGGGGAAGGGUGACACGCUAGCACUAUCCAAGUUUCAUUUUGAAGACUUUUUCAAUCUGUACAAAAACCUCACCCAGCGAGGCGAAGUGGAGAAAGUGUACGAUGAACUGGUCGGAACUUCCAAGCGGCGCCUCAUGUCCACAUCGCAGCUGGUGGACUUUCUGAACAAAACACAGCGCGACCCUAGGCUUAAUGAAAUUCUACAUCCGUACGCAAAUACGGCACGGGCCCGGGACAUAAUCCAGGAGUACGAGCCGAACAAGUUCAACGCCCAGAAGGGACAGCUUAGCUUCGAUGGUUUUCUGAGGUACUUGAUGUCGGAGGAUAAUCCAAUCAUGGCAGCGAGCAAGCUCGAUCUUUGCGAUGACAUGGAUCAACCACUAUCUCACUACUUUAUCAACUCGUCGCAUAAUACCUACCUAACCGGGCAUCAACUUACCGGGAAGAGUUCGGUGGAGAUUUACCGGCAAAGUUUGCUGGCUGGAUGCAGAUGCGUCGAAUUGGAUUUCUGGAACGGCCGCACUGAGGAGCCAGUGAUUGUCCACGGCUACACCUUCGUCCCGGAGAUCUGCGCCAAAGAUGUACUAGAAGCAAUAGCUGAAACAGCGUUCAAGACAUCCGAAUUUCCUGUGAUAUUGAGUUUUGAAAACCACUGUAACCCAAGGCAGCAGGCAAAGAUAGCAAAUUACUGUCGUGAUAUUUUUGGAGAUAUGUUACUAGAUAGGCCCAUAGACACCCACCCUCUCGAACCCGGAACGGAUCUACCCCCACCGUCGGCGUUGAAGCGUAAAAUCAUCAUUAAGAAUAAGAAAAAACACCACCACCAUCAUCAUCACCAUAAAAAGGGCACAGCGACUAGUCCGCUAGCGGCAGGAGCACUGACAGCGGUGGUGGCGAAUAGCAAUAUAACCAGCACCGCCGCGAACACCAACAAUAAUGUCAGCAAUAACGUAAACGCAAACACCAGUUCCGCCUCACUAAUGGCGACCGCAGCGGCCGGAACGGCAACUCUGAUUACCACCGGCACCGGGCACAGUAGUGUAGCAGCCAGUGCAAGUUUGCAACCGCAGCAAUCCAGGGAGGAAAAUGCCGCCACUGGCACGCCCAGCACCAAUAGCAGCAGCAUCAACAACACCCCAAUCAUCGCCACCACUAUCACCACCACCAGCACCGCUAGCGUCGCCAGCGCACAGGCAGUAGUGACCGGUAAUGGCGACGUACCGCACCAUGCACCCCCACUACAGCAAAUUCGCCAGAGUUCAAAGGAGAGUACCGGGUCAUCGGACACGGACAGUUCCAGCGAGGAUGAAUCGAUGCCGGGAGUACCAGUCGGAAUAACCACCGAAGCGGACAAAGUGCCGCAGACCAAAGAGACUGAAGCGGGGGCGGAAAUUUCCGCCCUCGUGAACUACGUUCAACCUGUACAUUUUAGUAGUUUUGAGAACUCCGAAAAGAAAGCACGCUACUACGAGAUGUCUUCAUUUGAUGAGAAACAGGCAACCACGCUGCUGAAGGAGCGACCGAUUGAGUUUGUCAACUACAACAAACAUCAGCUGUCGCGUGUCUAUCCGGCGGGGACGCGUUUCGACAGUUCCAACUUUAUGCCACAGCUAUUCUGGAACGCCGGAUGCCAACUGGUGGCACUCAACUACCAGACCCUUGAUCUCGCUAUGCAACUUAAUUUGGGUUUGUUUGAAUACAAUCAUCGGUGCGGGUUUCUUCUAAAGCCAGAAUUUAUGCGACGUAAGGAUCGACGGUUGGAUCCAUUCGCCGAGAGCACGGUCGACGGUAUCAUUGCGGGCACCGUGAUAGUGACGGUAAUUUCCGGCCAAUUCAUGACGGAUAAAAAAGUCGGCACUUACGUUGAGGUAGACAUGUUUGGUCUACCGGCCGAUACGGUGAGGAAAAAAUUCCGUACCAGAAUAGUGCGAGACAACGGUAUGAACCCGAUCUACGGUGAAGAUCCGUUUGUGUUCAAGAAAGUUGUGCUACCUGAACUGGCGAGUAUCAGGAUAGCAGCAUACGAGGAAGGUGGAAAACUGAUUGGGCAUCGUGUGCUUCCGGUGAUUGGACUUUGUCCGGGGUUCAGACACCUAACGCUGCGAACGGAAAUGGGUCAACCUAUACCAUUAGUGACGCUGUUUUUGUCGAUUGUAGUGAAGGAUUACGUUCCUGACGGACUAUCUGAGUUAGCGGAAGCGUUGGCCAAUCCAAUCAAGUAUCAAAGUGAACUUGAAAAACGAUCAGAACAACUGGCCGUGCUGCAGGAAGACAUGGAACCGGUAGAGGAAGAUUCGUUUGUGGUUAUUUCCUUAGGUGCCCGAAAGGAUACGCUGAAGGCUAGUGACGUGUCCGGAAGCCCGAAACAUCGACCGAGCGUGCAUGCAGCAGGCUCCGCCGAUCUUGUUCCCCACGAACGGGAAGCAUCACUGGAGGUAAUCUCUAAAGUUGUAUCCUUACCGGUGGCACAACCUUCACUCGAUCAUCCUAGUCCACUGUUGGUUAAGCAAACCACCAUUCAUCAACAGCAAGAGCGACAGCAAUCGGUUCAAAUUGCUGAUCAGUCCGAUGCUGGUAAGAUUGUGGCGGAGCCGUUGGAAAAAAUCUUCGAAGAUAAACAGGUGCGUAAAAAACGGGAAGCGUUGGAAAAGGAGCUAAAGGCGCUGAAAAAGAGUCACGAUAAGGAUAAGAUCAAGGUGACUUCACAGAAAAGUGGUGACCUCAAUGACGGUAUCAAAAAGAGUAAGUUCGGCAUGGGCAAUAAAUUGGUCAAAAGGUUCAGUAGUAAAAACAUGGCCGACAUGAAUAUUCGGAUACCGCCGUGUUUAACCGAAGCAGACAUGUGCGACAACAGUACGCAUGCGGAAAGGUUGAAACAGAUUUGUCGUGAUCAUUCGAGCAGUUUUCGGGAGGUGCUGGAAAAGUAUCACGAGGUGAUUUACAACUUGGCUGAGGAUCUGCUGCGGCAAUCACAGGAGAAUCAGAUGAAACAAAUGAAGGCCCAAUUAGAACGGGAAACCAGUGAAGUGAUGAGGCAGCUGCAGUUGUCGAGAAAAAACGAAGUAAAACAACUUGCACAGGUUCACAAAGACAAGGAUGAGCUAGAAAGGAUGAAACGAGAAGUUGACUCGACGCUAGUGGAAAAGGGUGUCGCGGAACGCGUCCGUCUUACCGCAACUUACGAACGAAAACGAGACGAAUUACAGCGGCAACACGAUCAAGUGAAACAGGGACUUGAAGAGCACCGGUUGAAGGCUAAGGCAAUGCUCGACAAAGAAGCAGAAUCUCAUGCGUGCAUAUCGGAAACGUUCUUGGCACAUUUGUACACCAGCAGCAGUAGCAGCUCAACGAUGGCCACUCUGCCACCGACGUCGCUUUCCAGCGGCAACCUUUGCACUAGUGCCUGUGGUGGAGGAGGCGCGUCCCUAGCGACGGCCAUCACUAAGUCUGUUUCCUCGUCGAACGCACACGAAAACAAUGUUAACAAUACUCACGUUCAGCUGGAGUGAUAUGCUUAAGCUAGUCAUUUUAGUUUCUAGGGAAGGAAACGGUAAACUAUAACGUUUCGGUGGGCGGAAUAAGAUCUGCGGCAACAUACUGCCCCAACUCGGGCAGGUAGUGGUUUUAUUAGCUGAAGGGUUGAGCUUCUAUAUCUCGAUUGGACUGAAGUUUUAGGGUAGUACGAACUAGGUUCGUCAGCUAAAGUAUUUUUGGCGAUUCUUCUUCCGACCUUUGUACAAAACGGAAUUCCAUUUUUUUUGCUGGACGGAAACUACUGGCCUAACUAACAUAACAUGAUCUAAACGGUUGAGCAGUUAUUCGCUGCGGGCUGUACAUACAUGCUUUGAAUCUAAGCUGGGUUUUAAAAUUGUUUUCAUACCCUUAAUAAUUGAUUUCAAAAAACUUGACGUUGAACGUCUGAUUUAGUUAAGGAUUUCAUAAUCCGCGAAUCUACAAAAUAUGACAAUUGUGAAGGUAAAAAUAAUAAAAAAUGAAAACAGGCAACUCGUUGACGGGUAAAAAUAAGUUUAAUCUAAAAUGCAAACUGAUAAGCAUUAAAUAAAUAUGCGAGAGUGAAGAGAAAUUCGGAAAGAUAGUUGCACAAUGGUAGAUGACUAGAAGCAGCAGUAUUUUGACUAUUGUAUGAAUUUAGACAACAAAAUCGCGAUAGGAUUAUUCUGGAAAAAGGGAUUCGAUCGUUGAGAGUAUACUGUGUUGACAGUGCAGGGAUAAACUCAAAACAAUUAUAAAUUUAAUUUAACCCUUAAAUGCAUGAAACUCAUUUUUCUUUGGUACUCAUUUUUCAGUAUGGAUAUAAUAUUUACCUCUUGUUAGCCUCAACAUGGCAGAACUCGGUAUGUUGCAACAGUGUGCAUUUAAGGGUCAAUAGUUUAUUUUGAACCGACAUGCAUUGGCCUGUUAAAAAGUUGGUUGAACUUGAAAUCUGACUUUAUAAUUGUUAAAUUUAUAUAACUGAAAUUGAAAAUGUUUGCUGCAACACCGCAUGGAUUUAUGAAUAAGAGAGCGAGUAGGGUGACCAAAUGUAGUGGUUUCCUAGGACAUGUCCUGGUUUUGACUGAUUGUCGUGAUGUCCUGGGGCUUUGAGGAGUAUGCUUAAUUUGUCCUGGUUCUCCUCUAAGCCAGAAGACAUUUUUUUGCAACGUAAACAAAUCGAACCUGCUCCGGCCGUGGAUCAAACUCUGGACGCUAUCGAUGUUAAUGAAACGAUAAUUACCAGAGUUUUUUCAAGCCUGAAUUUCCACCACAACAUUUGAAAAUCGACGUUUUGGUACCUCCGCUUAUAUUUCUCUCGAGCAUUUGUUGUCAGUGGCAUAUUUCCAUCUAGCUGGCAAUCAGCAAACGUGUUUUCGGUACAUAUAUUAUUCAUUUAUUUAUUGUUAAAGCUUUAACCUCGAGGGCCAUUCACCUUUUUGAGAAUAAUAUACAUUCUGCCUUGGGUACGGGUAUAAGGCUUUUUGUAUAUAGGUAACACCUUGAGAUGAUCCGCCCUCGAAAGAUAAGUAAGAAGGUGUAGGUAGGCUCAGCCGCAUUCGUACCACCCGAACGUCGUCGAGAAUAGUAGAGAAAAUUUUUCUCCAAGUGUCGUUUGUGACAGAUUCCAAUGCUCCAUACUUCGACAUGAGUCUCGUGCUAGUACGUGGUACCAAAUCGUGUAGGUGAAUUUCCGUCAGAUCUAGGUCCAUAUUCACGGGUUUUCAUAUUCGACGUCGUGUUGCAUGUUGUUCUUCGCUGCGAAGCUUUUUGUCUCGGCUAAUGAGUUGAACGUUAUUAGUACUACUUGUCUCGUAUAAGGUAGUUGUAUGUGUAACACUUCUGUAAGCACAUGUUCCAUUUUCACCUUGACUAACUGUUCAUCAAUCAAGUCAAUCGCGAUUGUAGUGGGCUAAGAAGUAUUUUUUUUGUUUGCGUGCUAUUCACAAGCGGUGCGUUUUUUAUGGGAGAUGAGGAAGUAGACUGACCAGUAUAUAAAAAGGAAAAUAGGCGAGACGUCAAAAACUAUCGUGGAAGAAUUUCUGUCAAAUUUUUCAAGCUGAUUAUUACAGAACCUCUUAUGGAUCACUGUUAGCAAUAUCUUGGUGCCGAUCAACAUGGUUUCACGGUUGGACUAACCUUCUGUGCCUCACAUCCUACAAUACCCUACAUAAUAGAGAACAUGGAAUGUCGCGAUUAAUUGUUAUGUUAUGCACCAACCAAUCACCCGCUUUUGAUAAAUUUAAUAACGAUUUAACCAUCGAUAGAAUGCAGAUAUUUGAAAUUAAUAAUUUUUUGAGUUAUUUAGAUGCUACCUAACGAAUCGCAGGAUAGAGAUUGCCAGAUACCCACAUUUACUUCAACGUCAACAAAUACCCCAAGGAAGGCACCUCGAACUUUUGUUUUUUUUUCUGUUGUACUUCAACGUGUAAAUCUGACAAAAUACUCGGUGAUCUCAUUCACAUGAAAGAAAAACCCGGUUGGUUUGAGCUAUCUGCAGCAAAUGAACGCGAAUUUUUUUAGAACCAAAAUUUGCCAAACACGUUCACGAAAUCACGAACACGAAAUUUGCCAGACACGUUCGGUAGUACUGUCAUAUUGAUUUUGCAUCAACUAGGAAAUUAGUUUAAAAUUAUCUUUGGUUAUAAUUUAUUUUUCGGUGUAAUUGUCUCUAUAUAGUAGGCACUACGCUGCUCUAUCUUCUACCGACAUUUCGGUUUCGUUUGACAUACCAAAGGACACGUCACUGUCCACGGGAUUCGUCCAGCAGUAUUGUCGAUUGUGUUGUUCCUGUAGAAAUAUCCCCCUCGUAAGGAUGAGUGGUAGACUCUUAGAUUUACUCUCAUAGCUUACAUCCGUCACAACUAGUUUAGCUACUGGGCGACGGAAAAGCCCGUAAGACUUCUGAACUAUUGCUUCAUCAACGAAAACCACCAAGUGUCCAGAUUUAACAGUUUUUACUUCUCCAAACCGCUUUGUACAGAUAUUCGUGUAUCCGAGUGGUUUGGGGUUAAAGUUUCAAGAGGUAACGAUCGACUGUUCACAAAAGAUUCAGCCUCAACCAGCAUCGCUAAAUUUGCGAUUCUGCGGAAGGUUAAUCAGGGCAGUUUUGACGGAUUUUACCAUGCAUUCCCAAUAGCCUCUCAUAUGAGGCGCAUAAGGGGGAAUAAUAAAUCUGAAGUUUUGGGAUGCGUCCAUUGUCGUUAUGGAUUUUGAGAGGGUUUCUUCUACGACACAAACCGUCAGAUGCAUGAAAUGCAGGACUGUGUAGACAAUUCAUUUUCAACUUCUAAAUGCACCGCACGAAUGGUGACUCACCUUUUUGCGUUAGACCUUCCGACUUUUACCAGGAUUGGUCCAAGAUAGUCCAGGCCGACGAAACUAAAUGGGCGUUUACAUGGAGAUAAUCUUGCUGCAGGCAAUGGUGCCAUUCGUGGAAUAGCUGAACGUGCUUUCUGAACCAUACACUAUUGGCAUCCGUUUGCCUCAUAUUUGAUAAGAAAACGAAGCCUUGGUAUAUAAAAUUGUUGCCGCAGCUCGUUUCUAGACUAGUAACUUCGUGAGAUUUUGGAAGAAUCACUGGAUACUUACUCCGAAAUGCCCCUUUAGCCGCUCCUAUGCGCCUGUCUACACUCAUCGGCAAAAACCUCCUUUGCACCAGCUUCCACACCAAAUUUUCUCCGUCCCGUAACUCCUGCCGAGUAAGUCCGAUUCUAAGUAGUGUAUUGUAUUCUCUUUUUUAUGUUCCUUCCAACGAUUUAUCGCUCGUAUCACGAUUCCAGCUAGAAAAGCGAACAAAUCUAUUAGGGCGGACGGUAGUUCCUCUUGAUGAAGGUAACAAAAUAAAUGGCGUAUAACUGCUUGAACUCUACACUUUUGAAUUAGGCAAUCCAUGAGAUGUUUCUGAUCAGCUGGUUAUUUCUUCUGACGUUACUCCAGUGGGUGCGAUGUCCGACAAUAUCGUUGGUCGCAGGAGUAGACUUGCUGACAAGACCCACCGCUGAAUUGUCAAAUAAACGUGUGUGCCAUUUUUGUGACGAAGCGCUCAGGAAUUUCUUUGUGGGCGAAGAGUGAAUGAAGCAGGUUGAUGGUUGCUGUCGUGAUUCGACUAUUUGUUAAAACUUCCGGCCAUUUCCUAUAUUAGGGUUACCAAAUGGACUGAGAGCAAAUUAAGGACAUCCCUGCAAAAUGUUAUGCCAGUUAUGUCACUUGAGCCACAAUUCUGAAAAAAACAGUCGGAAUUCUGACUUAUUUUCCAGAUGUUGAACUGGGAUGUUGAAUCUCAAUCGAGACAAAUUAGAAUGAUGUAGUGCCAAUACCAAACGAAAAUACCACUUUGGCCAAACCUCAUAUUGAGCUAUCCAACAAAUUUUGAUUACUUCUGAGUAAAACAAAUUUUGGUUGCCAUGAGUCGAAGAGAGUAUGCAUUAACAAAAACAUUAACAAAAAAUCACUGGAAGGAAUUGAAAUUGAUUCUCUUGAAAAAAAGUUGAUCUGAAUAAUUUAAUACAGGGUGAUUCGUCAAGACGUUUUUCUUUUAAUCUGGUAAAAAAAAAGAAAAAUAAAGUAAAUCGCGAAUUAUUUAUUUGUCAAUCGAAAGAACAUUUUUUGCCAUUUAUUGUUUGAAAACAAUUUCUUUUAAAUGUUGACCAUGUUGGCACUUCAGGUAGUCCAUUCGACUGGUCCAAUUUUUGAUGAUGGAUUCGAGUAUUUCAAGCGGUAUCUGGCUAAUUACUCGAGUAAUGUUGAUUUCCAAUGCUUGGGGAUGUCACCGCCGCUAUGUUUUCUUCUCUACGUGCUGGAUGUGGUCGAUUUGCACGCUAAUCAUCCAAUAACAAGAACUACAACGCUUACUUUUUGGUUGUAUGGCGAAUAGUUGAGUCAAUUGGCCGAUGAUGUCGACCAUAUUAUGGUUGGAGUUCACUAAACACAUUUCCCACAGAUCGCUGAUUUUUGAAAUAUAGUUAAAUAAUUUGAAGAUGGUGAGCCAGUGUAAGUCGUUCCAUUAUGAAAUGGCAAACAAUACUAAACUACAAUAGCAUGACAGUUUGCAGUUAGUACCCGUUAACUACUAGAAAACGCCCUGUUAAAAAACUUCAUGUUGAACCACCCUGUAUAUGCCAAGGUUUGAGACUAAAAUUAAGGACAUUUGAAGUAAAAUAAGGACGCUUUCCAAAAACCUCGAAAAUAAGGACAUGUCCUCUAAAAUAAGGACGGUUGGUAACCCUACCUAUAUGCAUCGAUGAUUCCGAAAUAGUAUCCACCAUUUAUCGCACCCGCAUUAUGUGCAUGAAUUCGCUGUCUUGGACUAGUAGUUGACGGCCAAGAUUCUGGUGUUACUUUAGAUGGGGACCGUUCUGCGGACGCAGUGAUGACAAACUUUGAUGAAACUGACCAUCACACACAGCUGCGUACGACUGUUUGCAUUCGUUGCACUUCCGGGUGACCCUUGUGGAGUUCAUUGAAGCACCUCUUCCGGUAGAGUUCAGGGAUCACGGUCUUGUCUCCGAACAUGACACAAUCGUCCGUAUCUAGUUUGGGUUUAGACCAGCAAUCUGGGAUGAAAUGGUACAGGCUACGACGAAAUCUUCGUCUGGUUUAACCUACUGAUUGAUCAGUCGGGACAGUACAUCGGAAUCCUUGAACAUGGUUGUCGGGAAGUAUUCCACGGAGAAGUCGUAGGAGAGCAAUGUACGGGUCUAACAAUGAAGCUGUUUGAAAGUGUAAAUUGGGCCCAAUGAUUCGUUGUAGCGGUGUAUGAUCCGUUUGAAGGCGGGAUCGCCUACUAGACAAGAACUUGUGAAACUAUCUUACAGGAUAGAGUGUUGCCAAUCCUUCGCAAUAUGGUUGAGAAUAUCGUUGUACUGCAGCUUGUUUUAUAGUAAGGUUUAAAAAGCUUCAAAAGUCUGGCUUGUGAUGUAUUGGCACCUUGUGGGACUCACCACUCACUUUCGUGCCUAACCACUGAAAGCACUCCUUACUUUUUUCGUCAUUCCACGGAACUGUAUCAAAAUAUUACUUCAUGGGGGCUUCUUGUCUCCAUUUAUGACGUCGUCAUUUAGCUCUCGUACCAGUGAUCCUUUUAGAUGCUGAUUCCAUGAGCCAUUUAGCUUCUGUUUUCAUGAAUCAUUCAGCUCCUGCCUAAUCAUGAUCUACUCGGAUAAUCGCCGGCGGUGAACUCUGAAUGUGAGAUCUCCGACGGAGGAACUUUUCCCGACACCGCUAUCUAUCUAGGAAACGAGUUAUUUAGCUCCCGGCUUUAUCGAGACCUACUCGGAUAUUAUCCGCCUGAGAGUUCCCCGGUAGCGGAAUUUCUCUCGGCACCAACGUCUGUCGAUGAGAAAUCCGGCGGUAGAUUUCUCUCAAUACCGAUGUUCGUUUCCGUGAGCAAAUAGCUCCCCGCUUCGUCACGAUCUACUCAAUCUAGUCCCCAUCGAUAGACCCUAGCCUAGGUGCUGAGGUCUGUUCAGCGACUCCGGGUGCAGCGCAGCUUCCGAUUCAUUGGCGCCUCAACGAUUCACUGCUAGCUAUUCAACGCGAUCUACUCGCUUUAAUCCCCGGCGAAGGAUCUACCUUACUCACGAGAUACCCGCUAGGGUGUCGAGUUCGGUCCGGCGAUUCCAGUCAAGCUUGAUGUCCGGUUUACUGGCACUCCGACGACCCGCACCCGGUACUACGUCGCGUACUACUCAAUUGAGCCUGGUGUACACCGACGGAGAGUUCCCCAGUGGCGGAAUUUCUCCCGAAACCCGAGUUAUGGUUUCACGGCGGCUUUCUAGCCGACGGCGAUACUUUGUUGAUCCCUUUACCAUUUUCUCUGUAGCUCGGACAGUAUACUCGUAAACACUGUUGACUGCAUCCCAGAUAUGCUCCUCGUGGCACAUCUCUUUGACGAUAUUCACCCUUAUUCUUGUUUACGACGAAAGCGAGAUUCGUUCGAAAGCGUUUCGAACGAAUAGUAGGGGAAUUGUGGGAAAAACCGACACUGUGGGUAAAACCGACACCCCACAACAUUUCCUAGAAAUCAAAUUUUUAUUCAUUUCAUAAUGAUACAUUAUUAUUAGUACGUUUAUUUAGAGCAUUUGAAGAAAAAUUGGAUUUACGUUAGUACGCCGAAUGUAAUAAAAAUAAACAAAACAUACGACAGCAGCGUUCAUACUCGUCUGGAUGUUAAAUUUCGUUGGUAGAUUUUAAGGUUUUAACCGAACAAAAGCUUUUCCAAUCACACCAUUUUUCAGUACCUAUUAUUAUCGGCCUGUCCUAUGAUCAACUAGGUGCAUUGAAGACGAGUUUGAGAAAUUCAUUAUUUUUAUCGCUUUUAUAAAAAAAAUGUGCGCUGUUGGGGUAAAACCGACACCCUAUGGUUAGGGUAAAACCGACACGCUGUUAAGAUGGUUGUGUAUAUUUGCGAUUCAUUUCGAAAUACUGGGGAUCUUUGUGACACUUCAAUUAGCCUAUUAGAACACUAUAGUAUCAACAGAAAUGCACAGAAAUACUUUUAUUGUGUUUAUUUCUUGUAAGUCUCUUUAAAAAUCAAAAAUUGGAAUUUUUGCUUAUCUGAUUCUAUCGAAGCUGUAGCUAUUUCUGCAAAAAGCUCAUCAAACCGAAUUUCUAGUGUUCUCUUCGUUUGUCAUAGACGAACUUUAUCACAAUGAGACAGUGAUCUUAUGUAUACCCCAAUAGAUCGUUGAUGAUCAGAGUCCGAAAAAUCAAAUCUGAAAAAGAUAGUUUUACUAAGAAGUGUGUGUGUGUGUCACUUAUAAGUGAAUGAAUCCAAUUAGCAGAAGGUAGAACGCUUGCAAAUCUUCUCUUACGAAAUAAUAUGAAACUGGAGGUUGCAACGAUGUGCGCAAGGAUUAUUUGGAAAUACUCAUCAAUAAAUAAUCCUAUAGCAUAAAAUACUCUUAUUUAUAGUACUACGAUUUCCAACUUUCUUCCCCUCACUACAUGAUGAAACAAUAAAAAGCACAUAUUUGCAUCAUACAUACUCACACUUUAUUAUUCACGCAUACAUCUCAUGUUUAAUAAAGAUAAAGAUUUUAAUAAAGUGGAGAGAAAAUAAAUUAAAGGGUGUCGAUCUUACCCCUAUAGGGUGUCGGUUUUACCCGCAGUGCCUACAAAAAGUCACUUUGUUUUCCAAGUUUUACAACCAAUAAUUUUUAAUGAAAUUAAUUUUUUGAAAUGCUGAAAAAAUUAAGUCUUGUUAAGAAUUUUCUUAAGAAGAAUUCUGCAUAAAAACUAUAUUUUUUUUUGGUUUGGUGGCAACUUAGAAAAAUUGUUAAGCUUAAGGUAUCGAUUUUAACCAUAAUUCCCCUAAGUCCAUUUGAUUUUGCUGUCGUAAAUGGGACCACAAACCACUUUCGAACGAAUCUCGCAUUCGUCGUAAACAAGAAUAAGGGUGACUGUCUCUUUCUUGUUGAGCUGAACCGUUGAAUGACACUUCACAUGCAAACUCGUACCGCAAACACGACUCGUUCAUCUGAUGCCGAUUUGGAAAUUUGCGUCGCCGAGCCUACUUUUGGGCUACCAAGUACUCACUUGGAGAUUAUGGUGAUGUUUGAUGCUGUGUUCAGUUGCAGGCGUACUGGACCGCUGGUGAUUUCCACCCGCACGAAGCUUCGUUUGCUUUGAACAUUUCCGACCGAGAGAGAGACAGAGAGAGAGAGAGAGAGAGCGAUUGUUUUGGUGGAAGACUUUCUGCUCACUAUGUUGUCUCGGUGUCUUGGAUGACCGUUUUGCAAUUGAGCAGAAGGGUUUCUUGUGUCGAUAGUUCCGGAAACUGACGUGCCUUACGAAAUGCAUUCCACCACAGUUCCAGCAAGUCGCUGUCGCUGCAGUGUCGCUGAUCUCUUUUUGACGUCUUCCGACUUCUCCGAUACUUUCCGCCGCUUCUUCGUUCAUUUCCAAAACUUUCUCGUUUGAGAUCGUCCGGCCUUUACCGUAUGCACUUGUCAACACCGUGUCGUUUUUUUCAAAUUGAUUAGAUGCUUACACUUUUUGAUAAUUGCCUCCAAGGGAACAUUAUUGGUGUUGUCUUCGGUUGGUACUUUUGUGUUGGAUAGUUUACUAUAGUUGCUUAAGCAGCUUUCAAGUUCCAAGCUUGAAAUGUCGCUAGGAACUUUAUAUGAACUUUAAAGUGUGCUUUUUAAGUAUUAUUCGAAUUUCUGGUUGCUUGGGCGCUGACCUGGAUUGAUGAUGCAUUCCAAAAAAGCGUCUCCGGCUGCUACAAGAAUCCAUGCUGCUGUUGUGUAGGUUCACGCUCUUGUUGGGAUAGCUGGUUUGUGACAGCCUGUUGCUGCUGGAGUUGUUGCAAAAUUUGUACAAUUAUCGCGUCUGUUGGAAGCUGCUGCUAUUGUGGAUGGAGCGGACGCCCAUUUUGAUGCUCAUUUCUACUGGUUGAAUUGAUCGUGGUUUUGUCCUUCCGCUGUGCUGAAUGUACGCUUUCUUCUUUUGUUCGGUGGUAACGUGUCGCGCUAGUGCACUGAGUGCACGAUGCUCUGGAAAUCUAGUGAAAUCGUCUAAGGGCACCAGCGGCUGCUCGUUCAGUGGGCCAUAAGCGCGACUUCCGGAGGGUUAAGUUCCGGGGGGUGUCACUCCUGUCAUCCGCUAUGGAGAUAUACAGACUUUGAUAGUAGUCAACAUAUGUGGGCCUAGCCGCUUCUAGGCCCAUGUCGCCCGUGCAAUAGCAUUGGGUUAUUUUGAUUUCAACAAAAGCAGAUGUUGGCUAGGACAAAAUUGCUGCCUAGCAGGGGCCUGGUUAAGUCCCUUAAGGACAUUAUACAAGCGAGCCACAAUAUAGCUCCUACGUCACACACACCCCUCUCCCCUGUCUAGCCAUGUAUCUGACAUGAGCAAAUAUAAAAAUACGUUUUUCAACACACUGACCUUGCCGGUGUGCCACGAAAGUGCAACUUGAGGAAGCUAGAACAUUUUCCUAUGCAAUAAACCCGAGUUUUUGACGUAAUGCUCUCUGCAGUUCUUAUUUUGUGCGAAAAUAUCACCCCUCUUCACUUGGGGUUUCUUUUCGGAGAACUUUUAUUUUUCUUUUUUCUAUUUUAUUGCACUUUUUUAAAUGCACUGUAAUCGCACACCACUGCACAAAACACCCAAACACAAACAUUAAUCGCUCACAAACAAAACUUCAAAUUUUCUGCCACUCUGCAGAUGACCGAAGGAAAAUGUCCGAAAACUCAUUUGUGCGUUUGAAUUUUCACUUCGAGUUCCAUUUUUUCUCAAUGUUGACAAGCGAGUCGGUGCCUAGCAACAAGCGUGCGUUCCUGGCUUCCUCAUAUCUUCACCUCAACACAGGUAUUCUACCAUUUAAUUCCAUUAUGCUUAUUGUGAAAUUGCACUUGCACUACACGGUAAAAAAACUUUACCCAUUUUAUGUAUUCAAAUUGCCCAUUUUCGGAAGUUAUUCAAGCUGUCAAAAAUGGGUAUUUUUUGUUUCUAACAAUGUGUACUUUUUAUCCAUUUCACAACUACUCGAUGAGGUAAUGUCGAUGGGUAUAUUGAUCUUAACAAUGGGUGAAAACUCUUUAAGAAUUAUUUCAAGCAAGUUAACCUGCUAACUAAGGAUCGUAGUGGAACCUGCAAAUUAUCGGCCUGCAUCGGAGUCCGUGGUGGAAACGGAACAUUUCAGCAAUGCUCCGAAAACAACGGCUGUUUAGACUACUGAGGAUGUUGCAAAUAUGCACUAGUUCGGCAUUUUUAGAACAGCCAAAAGAUUCAGCCAUCAAAAAUAUGUCCAGUUGGCGGUUUUAUUUUGUUAAGGAGUUUUGGAAUAGGAUCUCUAUCUAGAUUCCUAUACUUUUGUAAGGAGUCAAUAAUGUGAAAUGAGUGUUAUUUUAUGUUUUUUUUUUUAAUUCAGAACAAUUCUAUUGACAGUAUUUUUAAUUCUGGCGCGAUUUUCAUAAAUGGGUAUUUUUUACGCAUUUUGUUGUAACAAUUCUGCGAAAAAUAAUGGGUAAACUAUACCCAGGUUGACGUACAAGGUCUGUACUCAUUUAUGGGUACAAACUCUUUACCAAUUUAAUGAGUUAUUCCACUUUUAUUGAAAAUGCGUAGUUUUCUACGCAUUAAUGGGUACUUUAUUUUAUCAGUGUACACUAUAUAACAGAGAUGGGUGUUUCGACACCUACUUGUAAUCUUCUUCAGUGUUUGUAUCAGUGUGCAAUUCAGGGAUGUCAAAUGCACAGAAUAAUCUGUGUUUGACAGAUUUGCAAUGUGCUCCACAGAUUGUUAAAACAGCACAGAUGUCAACAGUUUUUUGUUAUAAUGCACGGACUAACACAUAUUUCUCAAUUUUUUCCAUGUUUUACCUCGUGCGAAAACUAAAAAAUCUCGUAAAUUUUUGUUUUAAGACAAACUUUUAUGUUUUUCUUUAUACAGAUUUUCACAUACUUUACUAAAAAAUAUUACAUUGCAUCCCUGGUGCAAUUCCACUAAAAGUUAACAUAUUAAGGGUUAUCAAUGACCCCAACAUUAGGAAAAAACGAAAACCUAGGGAUACCAUUUCUGUAUUGAUCUGAGCAACCUUGAAAUUUAGUUCGAAGUAGGUAUGAUUCGAUUUGUUCUCUUUUGCGUGUAUUAAUUACAAAAUAAGUUCGUGUUGAAAGAAAUAGACUAGUGUGCGAUUUUUAUUUUUAAUUCUAGAGAAACUAAUGAUUAGAGUGUAUUAACCAAUCAUUAAAAUUCACUCUGAACGGAAACUCCGGACAAACCGUUACUCGUCAAUCACAUCCGAUAGUGAUAGUGAAUAAAAAAGAUACAAGUUUUCUCUUCCGUUGACUGCUGUGAACUUUGCUCGGCCAAUGAUGGUUUGUCCUGAAUUCCUGCUCAAAGUUUAUUUUGAAAGUGGACUUCCUCGUUCUAAUUAUAAGCUUGUUGAGAAUGACUGCAUACAGUGUACUGCGAAUCGGAUCCCUUGUUUGAAUUCCAGUAGAUAAAAAACAGUAAUUUAGAUUGGAGUAUAAUAGCGGCAAAGCAUUAGACAACAUAUUAUCUAGUUCUAUUUAACGUUGAUGUGUUUGUAUAAUAGUAAUAAAGCAAUCGAGAGAAACUGAAAUCAGUAACCUAACAUGUAGCAUAGCGGGUAACAUUUCUUGUAAUUACCAAGGUAAAAAAAACCAAAACGCAACGCACUAUUUGAAUUGAAUGUUUGACUUUUCGAUGAUUGAGCCCCUGGGCAACAUCACUAAACAAUAACAAAAAUUGAACAUAUACACACACAAAACAAAUAAUAACAGAGAAUUUAACAUUACAGCAGUAUCCGAAACUUGUCUGUAUUUUUCGCCUUUGUGAAUGUUGUGUGUAAAAAGGUUCCGAUAACAUAUUUAUGAACGAUACAAAUAUCAACAAUAAGGGAUUGAAUGGACAAAACAUCGCAGUAGAAAUCGUACUAAUGGGAGGUGACUAUUUUAACCAAUAGAAAGUAGAACACAGUCAAACCGUAUUGUGCGGAAUAGCGAGCAGUAGGAAUUAGAGCAUAAAAGUGAUACUUAACAGAUAGAGAAUGAAUAAGCAAAGGUCGACCAGUAGCACUUUAUGAAAAGGGAAUCUCCAAAGUGAGCGAAAUCUUUUAGAUAUUUAUCAACACUCGACUGUACUGUUAACCGUAAGAUGCCGUGUAAAUAAAGUAAUUUAUUAUCGUUUGUAGAUUUGUGUUCCAUAAAACCCCUAGUUUCGAUAAUUCAAAUGACAAUCAAUGAACGAGUGGGCAUUUCAAAUCAUUUUAAAUGUUCAUUUCUCGACAUACUUACAAUUAUUUUCUCGUAAAAUAGUAAUCUUGCCUUAUUUCUCUCAUUUCAUUCGAUUUAUGGAUAUACAACCAAAUAGUUUAAAUUUUCAAACGAAUUAAACACUUAUGACGCUGUGAACAAACAAAUUUAAAUUGGAAUUGGUGGCUAUCCAAACAAUUGGACUUGUAAAUUUGAAUCAAGGAAAAAUCAACUUUUUCUAUCUCUAUGUGCCUUGUGUAUAAAAAUCUUUACUUUAAAAUAUAUUCAUCACCGGGAACCUUCAUCUAUCAGCAGAAGAUAACAAAACCAGCAUACUAAUAACGCAGAAUAAGAAACAACCUUUAGACAAAUUUGAAGAAUUCUGCUAGCAUUAAUGAAAUAAGAAAUAAACAGAAAAUCGAUAACACCAUUCCACUUGUGACGCCGUAAGGUUAAUAAUAUAUUGAUGAGUGUUAACUGUUAAGUGAUACGAUUAGGAAAGAAAAACUAUCUCGUUAUAUGAACCACUCUCACCGAAUUUUCCCCUCCAACCAUCUUAUGACCCAUAAACCAAAACUAUUUCCCUUCACGAAUAAGAUCGAGUCUGCAGCUAUAUUAUAACGUAAUACAUAUACAUAUACAUACAUUCUAUAGUAAUAUGAGGAAAAACUUUGGGUUUCAUCUCCGAGCAGAAUAACUUUUGAGAUAUCUCUUACUUUUUACCAAUUCUAGCUUCUCCCGGAAAGAAGAAGAAAACAACUGUACAUUUAAACAAAACAGUAUCUAAUUGUGACUACAAACAAACGCAACGUUGGUAGAAUUAUAACAGAAAAUAAAACUGUUUCAAUGAUCAGCCACGUUGGGCGAUAGAGGGAUGAAGUUACCUAAUAAGACCGGCGCAUUGCUGUAGAGAGAAACAUUUCGGAUCGAAUAAAUAAGAUGCCAAUCAAAAGAUAUCCCCAAGCCAAUGGCGAAACAUAAACUCGAUUCGUUGCUUUAAAAAAAGAAAAAAGGAACAAUCCUCAAUAAUUGACGAUUUUAGAAACAACAUUGUUGGGCAUUGAAACUUGAAACGAGGUUGCUACAUAAGAACACUCCAAUAAUAGUAACAUGGCAUAAGGUCAUUUGAUAUAAUAAUCAUUUGACAAUAAGUAAUUUUGUAUAAUAAUUUGGUCGUUUGGCUUGAGGUUGUUAUGAUGCAUGGGCAUUUGGCGUAACGGUUGUUUAAAUAUUUGUUCAUGUUACUAAAAACGGAAUAUUGAUAACUGAUUUUCCAGUGGAAAUAAGUCGAGUUUUCAACUAGCUUACCAGAAAGAAAUAUUACGACAAUAUAAUGCUAAUUUUGAUAACGUCCUCAUAUCAGAAUGUGGUCCCUUCACAAAUAUAACGAGAAAAGAGAUUCAUAUCUUUUUUUGGAAUAAAACUACUUUCUUUAAUUUGACAUUUGUGUAGUACAUUUGAAAUAUUGGUGCAAGCCAAUACAUGUAGGGAUCCUGGAAAACGGCAGACGUCCGCCUCCAAUUUUUCUUUUCAAUAUUAAAGUUAGGGGACAUAUGGUAUGUGACAAAAUCAUUAAGGUGGCCAGGCCAACUGUGCAGUUUACAAAACUAUGUAGAAGAUGAUUAAAAAAUAUGCGGCAAUCAAAUUAUCCAUUCGGUGGAGAAUUUCACCAAACAAUUACAUCUCAAAUAAGGAAGAAACGAGAACAACCGUACCGACCGUUUCACUUUGAAGAGGGGUUGAUGAAUUAUUAGGAGCGACUUGGCUAAAGAGUUCAAUAUUUCCACCUAGGUCCUAAGUUCCUGACAUGGGACAGAGGUAUUUAUAUCUGUCUUUGCUAAUGAGCCUAGGUUUUAGCGCCUUUACUCGCCUUGUCAAAUAAUGAAAGAGAACCAAUCGCCCCCUAAUACCUAUGCGGUUAUUCGGGACAGUAAAAUUUACCUAAAGUCUUCUUAAGAUUUACUAUGUUUUGGUCUGGUGAGACAAAGUUUAUUCGGAGCUUGUAACAGAUGAUGUUGCCUUUUUCCUAACAUACGAUUUAGAAAAUAGUCCUUGUUGAUAUAGAUUUAGUUCCUCCACAUGAUUAAAACCAUUCUUAAUCGAUUUCCAUCAUAAUUUCUGAGCGUUCACUAGAGCCACCAAAUAAAAAUUAAAAAAAUAAAAGAAUCUAUGAGGUGUGGUAACUAUCUAAACGAUACACGCACACUUUUAUAUUCCACCAAACUGGUUACGAAUGCUGCAAUUAGGCCACGAAGGCCAUCCAGGCCGUACUAAAAUGCAACAACGGUUAAGAUAUUCCUGUUGGUGGCCAGGUAUGGAUGAAGCCAUAGUUCGCAUCGUAGACUCUUGUGAAGGUUGCCGUGUAGUAAGUCAACCGGACCGACCAGAGCCAAUGCAGAGAAGAAAACUACCGGAGGCACCACGGAUUGACGUAGCUAUUGAUUUCCUCGGACCCUUGCCCUCCGGAGAUUAUCUUCUUGUGAUAAUCGAUUAUUUUAGUCGCUACAAGGAAGUAGAAGUUCUUCGGAAAAUAACAGCUGGUGAGACCAUUGCCAGGCUUGAAAGUAUUUUCGUUAGGCUAGGCUAUCCGAAAACAAUUACUCUUGACAACGGACGACAAUUCGUAGGCAUGGAGUUCGAGGAGUAUUGCCAACACCGCGGAAUAUUUUUGAACAAAACCACUCCUUAUUGGCCACAAGAGAAUGGUCCUGUCGAACGACAGAAUAGGUCGUUAGUUAAAAAGUUGAAAAUCAGUCAAGCUCUCAAGCAAGAUUGGAAACGGAAUAUUUUGACGUACUUGUCAAUGUAUUACUCAACGCCACACACUACUACUGGAAAAACUCCAACUGAAUUGAUGUAUGGAAGAAAUAUUCGUACAAAAUUCCAACGUUGCAGGAUUUCGGAACCAUGGUACCGUGUACGGAUUAUAAAGAUCGGGAACAAACGAUGAAGGAACAGAGUAAAAUUGCAGAAGAUUUGCGGCGACAUGAAAAACCAUCAAAAAUAGAAAUCGGCGGGAAAGUUUUAAUGAAAAAUAUCCGGAGAACAAGCUCACCCCGACGUUCGAUCCAGCUACUAUGACAGUUAUUUAGAAGCACGGGCCAAGAGUUACAAUUAAAAAUGAUGAAACGGGAAGGGUAUAUGAUAGGAAUUAGAGUCAUCUGAAAUUGAUCACGCCGACUGAUAACGGAAGCAAUCAAGAUUCAGGAGCAGCACCUGGUGAUUAUGGAACUAAAGAAACAGAUGAACUCUCAGGGCAGCUAGUAGGAACGUGGGACGCUACUCAACAACCUCCGACAAACGAAGCAACAGUAGAAGAUGCACCAAUCACCAGAGGAAGAGUCAGUCGGGAAAUUAAGAAGCCGUGUCGCUACAAUGAUUGUCUAAUGGAUUAUUAGUUUUGAACAUUUUAAAGAAAGGGAAAUGUGGUAACUAUUUAAACGAUACACGCACACUUUUAUAUUCCACCAAUCGCCACACCUGAAAUGUAUAUAUUAUUGAUACGAGUAACGAAUGAAUAAACUUGAGCUCGCGUGCGUUUAUUUGAUUCUUUCACAUUAUUACAAGAGGCAUAAAAUUUAAGCAAGAAUCCAAUGGAUCGAAUUCUGGAUCCAGUCGCCCAAUGCCACACUGCAGCUAGACUGAUUAUGUAAGGUGGAGAAAUACAAGUGUUAUCAACUUACUGGUUGACACAUUACCCUCGAUAAUGAAAUCCUCAAUGAACCAAACGUACAAUAACACUUGAAGAAUAAUUGCCAAGAAAGAAAGAUAAAAGUAUAAAAUAUAACUAGAACGGUCUCACCGGAAACAAAUAUGGAGUCCAAAACACUUCGAACAAACCGAGCAUUAACUUUAUUUCACCACUUCGAGAUCGUUCUAUUCCUUUUGCGGUGCGUUUGGCGCAUUCCACGACUCGUUUUCUUAAUUUUUCUCCAAAGAUAUAUCAACUUUUACCACAUUUUUUCCGAAAUUAAAAAUUGACGGCAGCGAAAACUUUUCACGCCCGACACUCAUGGCUACUACGAUUCGAAUUCUUGAAAGUUUCAUCUCGAUACGUGUAAACGUUGUGCUAGAUGGAAGACGAGAUCAGAAAAUUGAUCCUGCAAAUCACUGUCGAAAACACGACGUAGUCAAUUCGAAAUAUCAUGUGUUCCAUGUACUUGAGAGUGUGACCUGGAAAGCUUAAAGCAAAUAUCGUACUGGAACUUCGGUUCGGAAACUGAGUUGGAAGGUGUUGAGGUCGAUCAAUGGAAAGUCAGGGCUCUCGUAUUGGUAUGUUACAAAAAUACGGUGCCAACUAGUUUUAGUUCCCUACGGAAAAUCUUUCUUUGAGCAGGUCCUUGUUCAUUCCGUGCUUUCGAGCAAUCUAAUAGGACGAUGAAGCAGAAUUUAAUGGCCAGAACGCAUUCGAUCUCAUUGGCUUUUUGUACGUCCUGGUUCUAACGAAGUACAGAGGAUGGACGCGAAAAUCUUAUAUAUUUCAUGUAGGUUCUGGAUCACAUUAUUUAUUUGGUGAUGUUUCCUGCAAAUUCUAGUCUGCUUCCACCGGAAAUUUCUCCUGUAACUAAGAACUUGGCAAAGGAAUUUACAACUGCAGAUCAAUCCAAUUUUUUCGGCACCAACAACACCGUAAUACCAUGACAGUAAGGUGGAGUUCGUCAAAUAGAAGAUCAAUCCAUCCAACUGAUCGCAAUUCCAUUUAAUCGAAAUCAAGAAUCAGAAUAUUUUGGCUCAAAUGGUACGUUCCCUGCAUGUAAUUGGGGAUUUGUACCUUUCUUGUCUUCUCUUCAUUUCCCUGGUGGGAAGGAAAGGAGAAGGAGGAGGGUAGAAUUGAAAAGGUUUGAAAAAUGGCAGAUCAACAACAAAUAGCCGGUAACCAGAAUUAACAAGUUGUUCUCUGAGUUUCAGUCAUCCAAACUAGGUGUCGUCUAUUGUAUGGACGGACGAAAACCUGAAAUCGCAAUUGCGUUGCUGCUGGACAGCUGCAUAUCAUAUGAUAUGAGGUUCUGUAGUCUGAUUCACAAAGAUCACAUGAAAAUGAUUCAGCGCGCGCCAUAUGGUAAUUGAGUUUGCAGUGGUCGGGUAAAAUGCUGGCCAGCAUACCGCAAUGAUGUUUCAAAAAAUGUAAGAGAUUUUUCGAAAUCACAAGGCACGGUUGCUCUAUAAACGCCUUUGUUUUGUGACAACUUAUCGAAAUUGGCAGGGCGGGCUCAGGACCAGUAAAGUUAUUUUAGUAAAAAAAAAACAAAUUUGUCGAGAUUAGAGCAUGUUUCGCAACGCUGUAAUUUAUGUGGAAGUUUCAAAGUAGAACUGUAUUCCUCCUUAAAAUAGCACUAAGUACUAUUCAAUAUAAAUAAUUAAUCCCCUAAAUUAAUUUAUUUAUAACCAAUAAACAACUAACCCCCUUAUCGCGAGCAAAUUCUCAUGGGUUUAUACACCAUACAACCCCAUAAAAAUACCAUGAACAAGGUCCGUGCCAAAUUUUACAAUCAUAAAAACACCAUAAAAUGGUCUUAAAAUCCAUAAAUACACCAAAAUAUGGCUUUUAAAUGCGUUGUUCCGGACCAUGGUGAUGGUAUUUUCAUGGGUUGAACACAUUCCAGACACUAUCAAAGCACCAUGCAGUGGUGGUGAAUUUGGACCAUGAUCAUGGGAGAAUUAUGGGCUUUUUCCUGGCUCGGGUUACCGAUACGGUUACAUGAAUGUGAUUGAUUCCUAUACCACUUCUAUACUGUCCAUAGUCUAAAUGCAUUUAAAACAUAAUUAGGUACAUAAAGCAAUGAAACGAGCAUAUGCAAACUAGUGCCAUUCUUUUGGGGAUUGUGUGCCGAAGGUGAAGAUGACACCUUAUACCGAUCUGUAACCGCCAUUUGUACAAAGCCAUUUUGAAGAGGAAAAAUAACAGCGGAAUUGGAAAGUAUUGUAACCGCUGCAGGAAGGUAUCCGCGCGGCGUAGACUGGACUGUUGGAUUGGUAGAAAACAGAUAACUAGCGAACCAUCUACUCUGAUAACAAGAUAACAAUAAUGCAUACAUACAUAUAUAAACACACAACAAGAAACUUCUCUAUUUAGUGAAAUUGAUUAGGUGUUGACUAGUAUUAUGGAACCAAGAGGAAACAGUUAUAAACCAAAUGAGAAAAAGCAUGGAAUAUUGUCGUGAUGCAACAUUGUAUGGCUACACACAUGAAAUAAACAGAAACUUAAAGAAACGGA